This is a messenger RNA of Pocillopora damicornis (cauliflower coral), 1065 nucleotides long. RefSeq lists its product as uncharacterized. The record is from RefSeq and is a predicted model, not a curated record. NCBI's taxonomy places the organism in Eukaryota, Metazoa, Cnidaria, Anthozoa, Scleractinia, Pocilloporidae.
AUGCAAGUGAAAGUUGUCCUUCCACACGCCUUCAAUCGCUCAAGUUCUUCAGAGACUCUUAGAGAUAGAGCCUCUGAGGCACUGUUCUUAAGUUUAUGGGUUUCGCUGCUGGAGAAGCGAUCAGGUUUGCAUUGGGUAAUUGUUUGUUUUCGAGUUCCAGCCAAAAACAUCAAAUUUAACCUUCUCUUUGGUAACCUAGCGUUCGUCUUGCAUGGCUUAAUUUUGGCGGUGAAUGUUCUCUGCAUGGAGUCAGAGGUAUUUGCUCGAUAUCAGAAAAUUACAGAGAAACACACCAGUGAAAAUGCAGGAACAGGACAGAACGAGAACGGAAACAAAACAGUACAAAACGAGAACGAAAACAAAAACGAAAACGAAAGCAAGAAAACUGCAGAAACAAGGCAGAUAAACUACGAAAAGCUACCUGGUCAUGCGUUGUGGUGUCCCGAUAUUUCUCUACAUCUCGAAGAUAUCCGCGUUCCUUCGGAUGGUAAUUAUCCCAAAAUUAUUUCUGCCGAAGCAAAGAUGAAGAAGUUUAGUUUUUCCAUUCCUUACGCCUUUGCCUGGGCCCUCUGUUUCGAAGGAAUGUUUUCUACACUUUAUCAUCUCGAUACAGCUUUUAUGUUUGUCAUGGCAAGUUUAAGUGUGAUGCUGAUGUACAACGGAAUUGAAACAACGCCGUGCACUGAAGCUGUACACGCAAAGAGGCUCGUAGAAGCAGCAACCUUCUUUCUUUUCUUCCUGGUUCCUAUUUUCGUAUUGAAUUAUUUUGGAACCGUGUAUCACUCUAAAGCGGGACUCACCAAAGCAAUCCUAUUUUUUUUAUACGAAGCAACAACAGAUAAGAGUAAGUCUCCUGAGAAAUCUCGUGAUCUAAACAAGGAAUGUGCUUGGGCAAAUUUUUUUGACGAUCAUGACAAGUGGCACAUUUUAUCCUCCUUUGGUUUGUUCAUGGGGGCGCUUAUGUUGAUUCAUUUAAGCUAUAAAUUACCAAAGAUGUCUUCUGGUACCCCUCCUGAACCUAAAAGUCGUCCGCCCCCGGAAAGUCUAAGGUCCGUAGUGUUAUGA